This is a messenger RNA of Stylonychia lemnae, 927 nucleotides long. NCBI's taxonomy places the organism in Eukaryota, Ciliophora, Spirotrichea, Sporadotrichida, Oxytrichidae. The record is from the annotation of a GenBank genome assembly.
AUGUUCAAGUGCUGUAUUAAGUCAACUGCUUCCCCUAGAAAAGAUUCCAAGGCUAGAAGCAAAUCAAGAAAGAGUAAUAAGGUUUCUCCAAAGCCAUCAUCAAGUGAAUUAAAUUUGAGUAACCCUAGAAAGAGAAGAGUAGAUCCAAAGACAGUCAUUUAAAACCAUUUCAAUAUAGUAAUAAAUAAAGUUUAAGACAUCUAAGUUCAAACUCCUGCAGAUGAGGAAACUAAUCUUACAAACACUUAGGAUAUCAAAAAUCCUAGUUAACAAGUCAGCAGCUUCUAGCCCACAGUAAAUAACAUGAUGAAGCAAAUUAUAGAGACAUACUAGAUUCCUGCGAACAUGAGAUAAAAUAAUUAAUCCAAUAUAGACAAGUUACUUGGCCCUAAAAACGUGGUAUUUAGAAUAAUGAAAAGAAAAGAAUAUCGCUUAAAUAGAAAAAAUCACAAGGGAUCUAUAGACAAAGAUGAGAUUAAUAACUUGAUAGAUGAGCUGAUGAAUAUGGAUGAUUAGCAGGUAGUUUAAAGACUGAACAAUAUUAAUAGCAGGAAGCUAUCAAGUACGAUUCUUGAUGAGCUAUCUGAACCUUAAUAAGUAAUAUAGAGCCCUUAGAUUAAAAGUGAAAGGCCAGUCUUAGCGAAAGUAAAAUCAAAGUUUCAGAGUAUGGAUAUCAAAAGAGAUUUGACCCCUAGAUUCCAUGCUGAUAUUAUCCAAACAUAAUAAUUAAAUAUGAACAAACCUCUAACUUAAAUGAGUUCUCCUAAUGUUUUGGAGUUACUAUCACCUACUUUAUAUCCAUAGUCCAGAGAUACUCUAACUCCUUCAACAUUGUGUCAGAGUCCUAACGAUACAAUAGAUGUGAAAAGGUAGCCUAAAAAUUAGGAAUUUUAAUUAAAGAUGUAAGGCUUAUAACUUCCAAACUGA